This is a messenger RNA of Thecamonas trahens ATCC 50062, 1025 nucleotides long. RefSeq lists its product as uncharacterized. The transcript has a single exon. NCBI's taxonomy places the organism in Eukaryota, Apusomonadida, Apusomonadidae. Bases 1 to 822 code for a protein of 273 amino acids. The record is from RefSeq and is a predicted model, not a curated record.
AUGGCACUCAUACACAUUGCUCUUAGUCUGGUCGCCCUCCUCACCCUGGUGCUAGUCAUGCCUGCGGCAGCGGCCGAGAAAGAGGCGCCGACGGUGCCGGGAGCCAUGGCACUGAUGACGGAAGACGCCGUCGACGCUUGCCGCUGCCUCCUCACCCGUGCCCUCGGCGUGCACGCCUUCCACCUCUCCAAGGCUGCCGACUCUGAUGUCGAAGCCGAUGCCGGUCGUCGAGCCGUGGUGGGCAAGAGCGCGCGGGCGGCGCUGCUGACGCCUGCGCUCUGCCGCAUCGGCUCGCAAGACAACCACGUCUAUCCGCUGUGCGAGCCGCUGCUCGCCCGCUACGGCGCUGCGCUGCGGGCCUGGCUCGACGACGCCGCUGAGGCGCUGGCCUACAGCCCGCACGAUGCUGCUGCUGCUGAGGCUGAAGCCCGCGCUGCCUGUGUAUCCAUAAUCGGCGACGGCAUUCCGAUCUCGCACGCCGUCUCGCAUGCUGCGGCUCGAGCCGCCGCACGCCGCCCUUCGGCGCUGGCGGGCUCGGCGUUCGUGGCCGAUGCCGCGAGCGCAACGCCUGAGAGCCUCGCAGCCGCUGUUCGGCGGCACGCAGAGAGCUACGAGAACCAUGUCCGUGCCCGGAUCCAGGAGACGCAUGCGGCGAACAAUGCGCGGAACUACGGCUCGCAGGCUCGAGGCGAUAUGGCCCAGGCCUCGCAGCAGAUGGGGCAUGAGAGCUUUGAUGCUGCUGAUGUCGAGAAAGCUAUGGCACGGCUAGCGGCAGCACGUGCAGCGUUGGCGGCAGUGCACCGUGAUCAUGACGAGCUCUGACACGAACGACUGGCUUUACCUCUGCACCUGUUCCGCUACACGAGCUCUUCGCCGAGAAUGUCGUUGAGUGUCGAGUAUAGCUGGGCGUCGUCGUCGACGGUGGCCAAGGCGUCGGUAGCCGAGUUGCUGAUAGUAAAGGCCAGCAGGUCGUCGAGAUCGGCGACAGUGCCCUCGCCCAUGACGCCUGUUAGCAGUUCGAGCUC